AAUCUGUCAAAUGUGAACUUGUCAAAUCAAAUGUUUUGAAUUUCUCAUUUCUUGGCUGAUUUUCCUUUUCUUCUUUUCCUGAAGUUCUUUGACCGCUAUUUUACAAGGGAUGAAAAGGAAAUAAUUAGUGAAACUAAUUAGUAAUUCAUUGUCAACAUAUUAACAUAGAAGGCACUCUUAGCAAGAUGUCCCUGGAACAGACUGCUUGUGAUGACCUGAAAGCGUUCGAGCGGCGGCUCACGGAGGUGAUCGCGUGUCUGCAGCCCGCCACCAUGCGCUGGAGAAUUUUGCUAGCAGUGGUGUCUGUGUGUACAGCCAUCGCGGCCUGGCACUGGCUGACCGACCCACUCACACCGGUUGUGUCUCUAACACAAUCACUGUGGAAUCACCCCUUCUUCGCUUUCACAUCCAUGUUUCUGGUGCUACUAUUCAUGAGCGGUGUACAUCGCAAGGUGAUAGCACCGAGCAUUGUGACAGCACGGACCAGGUCGGUGCUGAACGACUUCAACAUGUCCUGCGAUGAAACCGGCAAGCUCAUACUGAAGCCGCGACCAGCCCACAACUAGUCACUGAAGACUUUGUGGCUUAUGUUAUUCUGCUAUUGUUGAAUCAGUGAAGGUACAAUUUGGAAGUGGACGGCAUGAGGUUGCAGAAGAUGACUUUUUCUAUGUCACUACUAGAAUAGUUUCUAUUGAUGAGUGAGAUGUCGCUGACUGCCAAAUGAAUCCCAUGAAUAGAAUGUAUUCUGCGUCAAACCCAAGUAAUAAAAAUUAAAUAGAGGCAUCAAAUGACAAACAGGAUUUAGCAAUAGCAGGAUAACUACACCGGUCCACCAACGACUAGUGAUCACCCAGUGUUCCUGUACAUAUUAUUUUUUAAGAAUAAAUUAUGUGACUUUUUUGGUAAGUU
This is a messenger RNA of Plutella xylostella (diamondback moth), 909 nucleotides long. It is a transcript of the gene Cnep1r2, whose product is annotated as CTD nuclear envelope phosphatase 1 regulatory subunit 2. NCBI's taxonomy places the organism in Eukaryota, Metazoa, Arthropoda, Insecta, Lepidoptera, Plutellidae. Gene Ontology annotation, cellular component: Nem1-Spo7 phosphatase complex; cytoplasm. The record is from RefSeq and is a predicted model, not a curated record.